Helianthus annuus (common sunflower) is the source of this 852-nucleotide messenger RNA. RefSeq lists its product as uncharacterized. The record is from RefSeq and is a predicted model, not a curated record. The transcript has 2 exons. Bases 1 to 852 code for a protein of 283 amino acids. Lineage: Eukaryota; Viridiplantae; Streptophyta; Magnoliopsida; Asterales; Asteraceae.
AUGGUGGUGGAGAUUCAAAACAGACAAAGACCAGCUGUUGAUUUAUGUUAUCAAGGCCAUUCAUCACAGGGGCAAAUGAAACAAGUCCUUACCACUCAACAGAACUCUAACAAACAGGUUUCAAUCGCUAAUUGUUGGGACAAUGGCACUAGUUCUUGGGUUGUUACUUGGAAGAGACAACCAUGGUCUGAAUCAGAUUUGGCCCAAUGGGCCGACCUUCAACAGGCCCUGCAGAAUAUCCAUCCAACCGUGGGGCAUGACAACUGGAAAUGGAUCGGCAUCGAGGAAAACACGUUCACAGUUAAAGACUUCAAGAAGCAACUGGCGGAUAUCUCGGCAGCAACAAUGGGGCUUAAUAAUGGAGGCGGCAAUACAACAAUCGAAUCCUUAUGGAACUCUUGGAUCCCGAUGAAAGUUAAUUUCUUAAUAUGGAGGGCAGUCAACGAGAGGCUACUAAUAAAGACAGCUCUAAAACAUAGAGGUAUACCCAACAUCGAGGAGGGUUGCACCUGGUGUAAUAUCGGGCUAGACGAGCCACAACAUUUAUUCAUCAGAUGCCAAGUUGCUCGGUUUAUCUGCUCCAUUAUUGCGUUGUGGUGUAAAACUCCUCAACUCACUAUAGCACAAGAUUUAUUCGUAUGGAUAGAUAUGCUAAACAAUCUGGACGGGUCGAAAGAAAAACGGAAAACCAUUAAAUCAAUUGCUUUCACAACAAUUUGGGUGCUAUGGCUUAGGAGAAAUGAGGAGAUCUUCAAAGCUAAGGGUAUCCAAAUUCAGAGUUCAGUUGAAGACAUCAAAAUUUUGUCGUUCUUAUGGGUCUCAAACAGAUCUAAACUUAGAGGGUUAACAUGA